Messenger RNA from Neospora caninum, 2289 nucleotides. RefSeq lists its product as hypothetical. The transcript has 4 exons. The record is from RefSeq and is a predicted model, not a curated record. NCBI's taxonomy places the organism in Eukaryota, Apicomplexa, Conoidasida, Eucoccidiorida, Sarcocystidae. Bases 1 to 2289 code for a protein of 762 amino acids.
AUGGUUGCUGCAGCGAACCUCGCUCCUUUUUCGUGGUCUCACGUGUCUUCCCUCCGAUGUUUUGUUUCCAGUCCGAAUUGUCGGUCAGACCAGCGCCGGCGAAGCCCUGAGCCAGGCUGUACAGACACCCACUGGACGAUUCCUCUUUACUACGUCGCAACGCUCGCGGAAGCGAGACUUUCAGUCGAGUGGAUUCUUUCGUGUUGCAAGGAAGCUUCCUCUGGCGGGGUUUGUUGUUCUGCAGCCCCUCCUCCGCAGCUGCCACUGCUUGCCGUGCUUCCAGAGACGAGCGCCACGCGCCAGUUUCAGGACCGCUUUCGCGAUUCGACAGAGACUGUUGGUGCCUUGCCCGUCUUCCCCUCUUUUGGGACGCCUGGACAGGACUACGCCGAUGUUCUUGGCGACGCCGCAGAUCCUUCCGGGCACGCGGGCAUUUCUGGUUCCUCGACUCGCCCUCGCUCGCGGCUCUUUCAGUCCUCGAUUGGCGUCCACGUUCCUUUUCUUCCUCUCUCCCGCCGUGUCGCCUCUUUACCACAUGCUCUGCGUCCUCCUUCCCCCUCUUCGUCCUCACCAGCAGCUCCUGGUCUGCGCGACGACUCUCUUCUGGAGCUUUCACACGGUGAAUUCCUAAAGGGGACACGCAAAGAAGACGCGCGGGACAGUUACCUCGAUGAGAGCCGGAGGUUUCUUCACUACCCGGGUCGCACCGAGUUGUUGUCCUCGCUGUACGUGUCAACCCCGAGGGCCAUCUUUCUCUUCAGCUUCUGUCCUUCGCUCUCCUCUUCUCCGGAUGCCGUCUCUCACCCUGUCUCCCCUCUCUCACCUUCCCCUUCGUCGUCUUUCUCUAGCUUGUCCUCCUCUUCCCUUCGUGAGCAUCGGCGGCUCGUCUGCUUUGUGUGUUCGUCUCUCUUAGCAAAUCCGGAUGUCGCAAAGGUUUCCCACGGAGCCCACGGCCUCAUGUCUACCCUCUACUGGCAGUACGGGGUCUCUGCCUCGACAUUUGUUGACAGCCAGGUCGGCCUCGCUUCGCUUUUGGACCGUCUGAAUCUAGAGAGCAAUUUCCUCUCCCUCUUCACAGCGCUUCGCCUCCAGUUCGGCCGCGCUCUGGAUGGCUGGGAUCGCCUGGUGCACGAGGAGAAAGAAUCUUCCCUUUCCGUUGCGUCUUCGUCUCCUGCCCCGGACGGCAGUCUCGCGACAGGCCCUGGGUCGCGGAGGUUCGCAGACGCGAGCGAGAGAGGAAGAGUUCUGCAAAACGAAGGAGGGGGGCUGCAUGAGGCGAUGCUGGCUGCUCACACACUACCUUUUGGUGCGCACGUUUGCUCGUUACUUGGAGACGACGACGGUGCCUUCUUUCAGGCACAAAUGGAGAGUAUACUCUUAGCGUACUCGCGGAUGAAUCCUGACUUGUCCACACCGCGUGUACCUCGUUUCUCUCGGCUGGCGGAGGGCGGAGCCUGCUCUGCCGCGACAAGCGAGGCAGGGAAGGAUCGACCCGAGAUGCGGAGGCUGCGGUUCGCUGGUUAUCUUCGUGCGGUUUCGGCAGCACAUCGCCACGAGCUCGAGCCUCCCAUUCCCGAAGAGAGCGCUUCCGUUCCCACGGUCUCGGCUCUGAGCCAGGCACCAGACCAAGGAGAGCAAGAAGAGGAAGGCGACGCUGGAUGGCAGGCUGUUCGUCUCCUGCCGGUUCCGCCGGGGACAGUCCUGAAGGCAAUGCUCAUGUACAGAGAGACCGAAAUGCUCUUUUUCGGUCUGAACCUGGGCCCCCUCGCUGGCGUCGCCGUGGGGAAGAGCAUCAGCCGCUUUCCCGAUUUGAAGCCUGGCGAUGUGGUGGACUGCUGCGUUCUGGGGCGAAGUCCCUGUGGACAGUUUCUCCUCUUGGAGCGAGUCGGAGGCCGCAAUCUUGUCUUCGACUUGAAAAGCAAAAGAAUGCUACCUUUGCCGUCCCUCGGAGACACAGAGGCGACCUCAUCGUCCAGCACUUUCUCUCAACAGCGAAAAAACCCCUCGAGUCAAUCAAGUUCGUCCCUUGUUGACGACGCAUCAAUGACGAUAACACCUGGGGCGUACGACGAGCCGUACAAGCUGACGUCGAAUGCCUCGCUGGUGGAUAUGAAGGCGAGGUUCACUGUUGGGCUGGACGAGAGGCUCGGGAAGAGAUUCGGCGACAACGGCGGACGCCCCAAGCCGUAUAUCGGCCAGAAAAUCUAUAAACUUGGCAAACGAGGCGCAGUGAAAAUUCGAAAGAAGUUACCGCGAAACGUAUUUGAUGAUGACGGGAGAAAUAAAUGA